AUGGCCAGCGGCCGGACGGCGGGGCGAGCAGGUGCCGCCGCGGCGCUGCCGCUGCUGUGGCUGCUGCUCUGCGCCCCGCGGGACGCCGGCUGCCGCCUCCUGACCGUGGCUGACCUCUUCGACCGGGUGAUCCGGCACUCGGGCAGGAUCCACAGCCUCUCCACGGCGCUCUACGCCGAGCUGGAAAAACACUUUCCUCCCCGUGACAACGAGCUGGGGAAGCCGUCUCGGAAGUGCCACACGUCGGGGAUGCUGACGCCCAACGGCAAAGAAUACGCCCAAAAAAUCCCGAGAGAAGAACUAACUCACUUGAUACUGAAACUUUUGCAAGCCUGGAAAGAACCACUUUCCAACUUUAACCAGCAUAUUGAGCACCAUCAAGAGCUACCUGAUGACAGUCUUAGCAAAGCUAAGCAAAUCAGCAAUAUGGUACAUGAGCUGAAGACUGGAGUUGAGAAAGUAACAGAAAAGAUGCAGUCAAUGGGGAUCAUCAGCAAUUCAUUAAAUGGAAUAGCAUCAUCUGAGGCCACUGGUUUAUCGAUUAGUAAUGAAGCAAACAUGAUGAGUGACUCGGACUUUAUUCACUGUUUCAGGAGAGACUCCAAUAAAGUACAAAGCUACUUAAAAAUUCUUAAAUGUAGAACUUUGCCAGAAAAUAGUUGUUGA
Messenger RNA from Colius striatus (speckled mousebird), 666 nucleotides. Its product is annotated as prolactin-like. Gene Ontology annotation, molecular function: hormone activity. The record is from RefSeq and is a predicted model, not a curated record. The transcript has 5 exons. Gene Ontology annotation, biological process: positive regulation of receptor signaling pathway via JAK-STAT; response to nutrient levels. The coding region runs from base 1 to 666 and encodes 221 amino acids. NCBI's taxonomy places the organism in Eukaryota, Metazoa, Chordata, Aves, Coliiformes, Coliidae. Gene Ontology annotation, cellular component: extracellular region.